UUGUUUAUAUAAUAAGGUUUUGUUAUUGCUUAUACAAUUUGAAAAUGCUUUCAAGAUUCUGUCCGCUUGUUUAUAGAGCAACAUGCUCUACCUUGUUCCGUUUACAACCCGUAAUUAAAUGUAAUCUGCCAAGUGUGCAGAGCCUUUCGUUUGAAGCAACAAAACGCUUUUGCAGUAACAACAAGACUGGGACCAUUGGCAUAGUAGAUUAUAGCGUUGUCAAGGAAAUUCAAAAUCAUCCAGAAAAGCUGCUCAUAGAUGUGCGUGAUCCUGACGAGCUUAAGGAGACUGGUCAAAUUCCUUCGAGUAUAAACAUUCCGGUGGCUGAUGUUGGCAAGGAGCUAUGUAUCAGCGACAAACAAUUUCGCUUAAAAUAUGGACGUGAGAAGCCAAAUGCAAACACAGAGAUUAUAUUCCACUGCAAGAUAGGCAGACGCAGCUUAAAAGCCGCGGAGGCUGCCUCUGCUCUUGGCUUCACCAAUGUGAAAAGUUACGAAGGCUCAUGGACAGACUGGGCCAAGCGUGAAGGACUGCCUAAAUAAAUACUCAAUCUCGGGAGUAUAAACACAUUAUUGUUUUUGAAUCUAAUUCAGUUGGCAUUAAUAUAAAUAAAAAACUUUUUAUUGGCACC
Messenger RNA from Drosophila busckii, 631 nucleotides. Its product is annotated as rhodanese domain-containing protein CG4456. The record is from RefSeq and is a predicted model, not a curated record. Gene Ontology annotation, molecular function: thiosulfate-cyanide sulfurtransferase activity. NCBI's taxonomy places the organism in Eukaryota, Metazoa, Arthropoda, Insecta, Diptera, Drosophilidae. The transcript has a single exon. Bases 45 to 542 code for a protein of 165 amino acids. Gene Ontology annotation, cellular component: mitochondrion.